ACUGGCAGGUCGUGACUAAGAAGAAAGAGCUGCGGAAUCACUCCACGUUCUCCCGCAAGACGAGGCUGUUGUAGGGGAUUGUAGAAGCUUCACAAACCUUCCUGCAUCACACUUGGACGUCCCAGGAGUGAAGGAUCAGCCGGAAUUCCUGUAGGAGGCGAGGAUAACGCAUCAAGCAGCAGGAUGCAGGGUAUGCUGAAGGUAGCGGUGUUGGCGGUGUUGGUGGCAGCCGUGGCAACGCUGGAGUUGGUGCCCACAAGGGUGCAGCAACCCCCCCAGCGGACACAGGCCCCAGCAGAGGUGGUGCGAGCCCAGUAUGCCCAAACCCUUUACAAGGCCACGGACUACUCGACCUUGAUGAACACAGUGGUGCCACUGUGGCCGACGCACUCCACCGAGUUCCAGGAGAUGGCCACCACCACUAUCAUGAACCAGACCAUCUCCACCUCCGCCGUAGAAUUUUCGACAGUGCUCAACACGACGGUGCUCUUCUACAGUGACGCGGUAGCCACCAACACCUGGGAGGGCGCCACCACCGCCUACCAGACCAUGGACUUCCAGCACCAGAGUGUGUUGUACACUGACCGUGACAACAAGACUCACACCACGGUGGAGGACAACAAACUCCCCCUAGUCUAAUUUAUAUGUGAUUGUUAAUAUGUUGAUGGACUUUUACUCAAAUGCAUACUCCCCCAAAAAAGUCAAAAGUGAACAGAAUUUUAUGACAUACAAUUUGCCAUGAAUUACUUUUAUUGGACAUUACAAUUUUGGCUCAGUCUUAUAAGAAAAUUUUAAUAAAUAUAAACACACACACACACACACACACACACACACACACACACACACACACACACACACACACACACACACACACACACACACAUUGUGGUACAGUAGACAGCAUCAUAGCCUUGCCAACCUGGCAGGGUGAGCUUCACACCUUGCAUGGGCAGAAAGGUUUUUCUCUCCUGACAAGGAACAGUUAUUGUCACCCCUUAAGCAAGGGGGAUGUGGAUGUGUGAGAACCCAGCUGUGUUCAUAGAUUGGCUGUUGAGGUCCAAGGCUCUAACUGGGAGUAUACUGGGUGGUGAUCACAUGAUCAGACUGUGGGUGAAUUUCACAGAUUGCUACUUAUUGGGAGUCCCUCUCUAUUCUGUGAGGUGAAGUUACCACCCAAUGCUACUUCAGAAUCUCCCAUGCUAAUGAUUACUUAAUGAAUGAAACUCAGUGAUGUGUUCUUAUUUAUGGACUUUACUGUAAUGACCAGGUAGGGUUUUCAAAGGACUAGUAUAUACUCAUGUAAAGGUCCAUCACAUGGACAAGUUGACUCACCCCUUAUCCAAUUUCCUAAACUUGCCCUUAGUGCUAAAAUUGACCUUUAUAUGAGUAUUUAGCAGCUCCUUCUGAUAUGCUUAUUUUGGAAAGGUAGGAUGCAGAUUGGUAAGUGUACCCCCUAUUGGCUUUAGUGCUUUUAUAGUACUUUUUUUUAUUGGGAAGGGACUGGGUAUUAGGGUGAACUAUUUAUACUUUUAGAGUAAGUGUGAUACUAGUGGUUUGGGGAGUAGGUGUCCAGCCUGUAUGUUUGUCUGUGAUUUUGUAAUUAAAGAGCUUUGCUAUGA
Molecule: messenger RNA, 1619 nt
Organism: Eriocheir sinensis (Chinese mitten crab)
Lineage: Eukaryota; Metazoa; Arthropoda; Malacostraca; Decapoda; Varunidae
Exons: 3
Coding region: 184-639 (151 amino acids)
Source: RefSeq, a predicted model, not a curated record